UAUCAUAUUAAUGUAUAUAUUCAGACUACUGAAUUCAUACAUUUUGAAUAUUUUUAUAACAAGUCCAUAAACAAUUUUUUUUAACAAUGUAAACUGAUGCUCAAUUAUUUUUGAGUCCUCUUAUAAAAUUUUAUAUAAUUUUCUUUACUAUAUCUACAAAUUUAUUUUGAAGUACAUAUAAAAAGAAAAAAAAAAGAAGCUGUAAAUAUUGCAAAAUUAUUAAUAUAUUAUAUCAAUAUAAAAUGUCUUUAAUAUUGGAAGAUAAAACAGAAAAUGAAGUUAUGUCCAGUGAAACAGAAUCUGUACAGGACUAUUAUUCUUAUAUUUCAAAUGAAAAAUAUCUCUCUUCUAGUGACUCAACGAUAACAAGAGAAUCAUGCAUUUUUAAACCAUUUAAAUGUUCCUGUUAUGAACAUUUGCAAUCAAAAAAACUCACGUGCAAUAAAGUAUUAGCACUCAUUUGGGCAUUAACCAGUGUUUUAAAGUACCGUCCAGUAGAUCCAAUAUAUUAUAUAUCGUAUCAACUAUUACAUUGGAGAUAUAAUAAUGUUCCAAAAAAAUAUAUAAAAGAUGUUGUAGAUUAUAUGAAUUCGCAAUUAUAAUAAUAAAAAUUGAUUUUUCUUAAAAAUUUCAUUUAUUUGACAAUUAUACUUGUACAUUCGUUACAAAUUUAUUAGAACAAGUUUGUUUUAGUGCAAAAUCUGCAUAAGAGUAUUACAUAGAACGAAAUGGAAUGAUUAAAUACCGGACGUGUCACAAUAAAAAAAUGAAAUGUUUUAACACAUUUUGGCAGUGUUCUUUACAAUUUGUCUUAUAAAAUGUAAAGUAAGUUGUAUAGGUUUAUAUUCAUUUUGUAUAUACAAUAAUCAAAAUGAAUGUAGUAAAAUCAAUACUCUAUAUCAUUUUCAAAUUCUUAAAAUAAUAAUAAUAAUAAUAAUAAUAAUAAUAAUAUUAAUAAUAAUAAUAAUAUGAUGGAUAAUCUUAAAUAGUUGUGUAAAGAUGAGAUACAAGGGAUUCCAGAUACUUGUGAAUUGUGAUAGUUUAAAUCUUGGAAUGCCUUGCAUAAUAAUACAAUAGCCAACAAUAUAUAAUGUUCACUGAAACUUCACUUCCUGCAUGUGUACAAUAAAAAAUUAAUUUUCAUACAAAAAAAGUAUGACAAAUAAUGCUGGUUUCAAGGAAGUAAUCAUUUCUUACAUGCUAAAAUCAAAUAAAAUUAUUGGUCAUACUCCAUAAAUAUUAAGUCAAUAAAACAUUGUUUAUAAAUCAUUGGACAUGUGAAUUAUUUUUAUGUAUCUAUAUAUGUCAUGUAUUAUAUUGUACUUAUAUAAUAUAAAAAUUUCUAUGGGUGCAAUGAUUCAGGUACUACCGUAAUGAAUCAAUGGUAUAGAUUACAAGAUUAUAAAUUCACUACAAUGAAUGAUAGAAAUAAAACUUUCUUAACAAUUUCCAGUUCCCAGCACUUUUUCUCAUACAAAUAAUCACUUUCACUGUGGUUAAAAGUUACAGCGAACUCCAAUAAAAUAGCAACGUAUCAAAAUAUAUUUUUGCAUCUAUAUGUUUGGUCUAUAUCCUGAGCUACUAACAGAAAGGGAUUACUAUUAUAGAUGAACUGUCAUUUACAGAUUAAGUAAAAAUUGGAAGUACAAAGUAGAGUAAUAGCUAAGUCUAUGUUUUAUAUGGACGUAUUUUGCAGUCUGCUAAGACUUUUUUUUUCAAGGAAAUGAGCAUUUCUAUGCUGCAACUGUUUCUGGACCCAAGCAAAGAUAGCUUAAAUCUUUUUACAAUGCAUCCCUGAUGUUAGGCUGAUGUUGUUUGUUGGGAUAUGAUUACACUUGUAUAUAGAAUUAAAACAUUCUUUCCGAUUUUUUUUUCUUUCUUUCUUUCUUUUUUUUUUUUUCCUCUUUUCUUUUCUUUUCUAUAAAGAUGUGGUAAUCAUUGUAUCCCAUGUAUUUAUCAAUCCAAGGAAUUGUCUAAUAAUUAAACAGAAUAUACUGGAAGUUUAUUAAUUUUAGCUUUCUCCUCUUCUGUAUCAUCUCGACAGAUCAUUAAUGUAUGAGAAACGCCACAAGUAACCGCUGUAAUGUAUAAACCUUCUAAAGCUUUUACUUCCAUAGGAGUAGUUGAUGAUUUACGCAUUUCACCAAAACCCUGUAAGUAUUUUAUAAUAUUUUUUUUUUCUCUUAUCAUAAAAAUAGAUAAACUAUUGUAGCUUAUAAAAUAUUACUUACCAAUUCUCCAAAGGUCGGACUACCUCCCCAGGCAAUAACAGAAUCAUCUGCGGCAACUACUAUACUACUUUGUGAACAUCCAAUACAUCUGAUUUCCCAACCUGAUAAAUCCUGAAUAGGUUUUGGAUACAUAUUAGCUUCUCCUGUACGUUUAGUUUGUCCAAACAUAAGUGCUGAACCAUGAACAUUAAUUGCAAUACUAUAAGUACUACCACAAGCGACAGAUCUAACACCUCGAUUCGGUGGUUCAAGAAAUUUAAUUAAACGUGGCACUAAUUCAUCUCUUUGUUCGUUAUGGCCUAAUCGACCGAUUCCUCCAAAUCCCCAUGAAAAUGCACGAUUUUUACUAUCAAUAGCAACCGUGUGAUAAUGACCACAACUGAAAUCAGUAAUUUCAACACGAUCUAAUGGCGUGACAUGACCGUCUUUACCUCUCUCUACAUAUAAAACGAUUCGUUUAGGCACUUUCUCGAAGUGAAACGCCAUCUUCGUAUUUGUUAUAAAAUAUUUUCCAUCUGUAUUAUGACCUAAUACACCAUAUUCUGGACAUCCAAAUGAAUGUAGGCCACCUUUAAUAUCUAAGAUCAUAGAAAAUUCUGCCCCACACCCUACUUUUACUAUGGGAGGUCCAGAAUAUUUAACUUUUGUAGCUUUUAUUAUACAAGGAUCAGAUUUUCCUACCCCACAUUGUCCUAACUUAUUGUCCCCAGCGGCAAAUACUAAACCACGACUGGUUAAGAAAAGCGUAUGAUUUCGACCGCAAGAUGCUGCUAUAAUAGUGUGUCCCUUUAAUGCUUCUACUUCGGUUGGUUCAUCCCGACGUUUAGUAUCACCAACACCCAACUGACCUACAAUCGAUUGAC
Molecule: messenger RNA, 3094 nt
Organism: Vespa velutina
Lineage: Eukaryota; Metazoa; Arthropoda; Insecta; Hymenoptera; Vespidae
Exons: 2
Coding region: 243-602 (119 amino acids)
Source: RefSeq, a predicted model, not a curated record